Molecule: messenger RNA, 399 nt
Organism: Fusarium venenatum
Lineage: Eukaryota; Fungi; Ascomycota; Sordariomycetes; Hypocreales; Nectriaceae
Source: RefSeq, a predicted model, not a curated record
AUGGACGCGAUUGCUGACGAAAUUCUGGUCGUAGGUGGGGAUUCUGUCGCCGCGAUGCGUCGAUCUUCGAGACCUGCGAAGCCGACGGCAAAAUUGCAGGAGAAGCUGCAGGCGGUCGACAAGAAGACUGGUGCAGUAAGGAAGAUGGGACCGCACCAACUGCGAGAAAGUGAGAAUGAAACUGAGAAUGGGCUGACCAAAAGGGCCGGAGAACUACAGAUGAUGGAAGGCGCGACGGACAACAACGCGCCGCUCAUGCAGAUCAUGCUUCGAGCAAUGCUCCAGGAGACGUCGACUCAUUUGAUAUAUGAACAGAAGAAGAUGCUCGAGUCUUCAGUAGGUAUGAUGAGGCGCUUGUCGUGGAGCUCUCGGGAGCUCAUCUGGCUGUCAAUAGCGUAG